Physeter macrocephalus (sperm whale) is the source of this 653-nucleotide messenger RNA. RefSeq names its product oocyte zinc finger protein XlCOF22-like. NCBI's taxonomy places the organism in Eukaryota, Metazoa, Chordata, Mammalia, Artiodactyla, Physeteridae. Bases 1 to 624 code for a protein of 207 amino acids. The record is from RefSeq and is a predicted model, not a curated record. Gene Ontology annotation, molecular function: metal ion binding; protein-folding chaperone binding; protein folding chaperone. Gene Ontology annotation, cellular component: mitochondrial matrix. The transcript has 3 exons.
AUGGCUGCAGUGUUCAGAGUCAGGACGCCGCUGGCCGAGGGAGGUGAGAAAGGGGCUGGACACAGGGAGUUGAAGCAGGAAUGUGGGAAGCCUCUCGGAACUCAUACUGGAGAGGUGCCCUGUGACUGCGAUGAGUGUGGGAAGGCAUUCAGGGCACAGCACCCACUUGCUGGAAAUCAGAGCACUCCUACUGCUGAGAAACCUUUGAGUGUGAAAAAUGUAGGAAGUUCUUUAGACUUAACUCAAGCCUCAAAGUACAUCACGGAAGUCAUAAUGCGGCUAGAGAGCAGAGUACGAACUGCGGCAACCGGAGUCGUGGCACGACAGGCAUUCAGAAAGUUUCUUCCCCUCUUUGACCAAGUAUUAGCUGAAAGAAGUGCAGCUAAAACUGUAACCAAAGAAGGCAUUAUGUUUCCAAAACAAUCACAAGGAAAAGUAUUGCAAGCAACGGUAGUAGCUGUUGGAUUGGGCUCUAAAGGAAAGGGUGGAGAGUUUCAACCAGCUGGUGUGAAAGUCAGAGAUACAGUUCUUCUCCCAGAAUAUGGAGGCACCAAAGUAGUUCUAGAUGACAAGGAUUAUUUCUUAUUUAGAGAUGGUGACAUUCUUGGAAAAUACGUUGACUAAAAUAAGUCACUACUGAAAUGGCAUCACGU